UCUUUCGUGUUGUUUCGUGGCCGUUGACGGUGUGCGAGCUCGUUAGCGGAAGAUGGGCUUGGCUCUCUCUCUCUCUCUCUCUCUCUCUCUCUCUCUCUCUCUGUCUGUCUGUCUGUCUGUCUGUCUGUCCUCGGUUUCGAAAUGUUCCUCAAUGGUUUUGGCUGAGCUGACAUUUUGCAAAGGUUUUUUUGAAGUUCUCCUUUCUCGUCCAGGAAAGGAAGAAUGAGCGACGCCAUUCCGCCCAAAGUGGAACUUUUCGUCAAGGCAGGGAGCGAUGGCCAGAGUAUCGGCAACUGUCCCUUCUCUCAGCGCCUCUUCAUGGUGUUGUGGCUAAAAGGAGUCACGUUUGAUGUCACCACAGUGGACAUGAAGAGGAAGCCGGACAUCUUGAACGACCUGGCUCCGGGUGCCCAGCCGCCUUUCCUGUUGUAUGGCAGCGAGGUGAAAACUGACACCAACAAGAUUGAGGAGUUCCUGGAGGAUAAUCUCUGCCCCCCAAAGUAUCCUCGUUUGGCAGCUCGUAACCCUGAGUCAAACACAGCAGGAAUGGAUGUAUUUUCCAAGUUCUCAUCUUACAUCAAGAACUCCAACCCUCAGACCAAUGAAAAUCUCGAGAAAGGCCUUCUGAAGGCUCUGAAGAAACUCGACGACUACCUCGGCUCCCCACUUCCUGAUGAAAUCGACGAAAAUAGCGCAGAUGAGGUCACUUCCUCGACCCGCCCCUUCCUUGACGGCCAAGACCUUACACUCGCUGACUGCAACUUGCUGCCAAAGCUCCACAUUGUCAAGGUUGUGUGUUUAAAAUACCGAAAAUUCAGCAUCCCUCAGUCUCUGUCCAACCUGUGGAGGUACCUGAACGCAGCAUACGCCCGGGACGAGUUUGCCUCCACCUGCCCGAUCGAUGACGAGAUCCACGUGGCUUAUUCUUCUGUGGCCAAAGUUCUAAAGUAGGCUUUGGAAAAAAAGUUGCUUGAAAUUCAUCAUCAAUUUAACAAGCAGAAGUAUAUACACAAGUGUUCAAACAAGCAAAACAACAGCACAUUCAUUAUGUAAUCUGAGUUGCUUACAAUUACUUUGCCAAGUCAAGUCUUAUUUCUGUGUUUAUUGUAUCAGGUAUAAAAAGGAACCACAUUCACUAUAUGGACAAACUUAUUGAGACAUACAUUAUCCAUAAUUUAAUCAAUCAGAGGUUGGCUUGACCUUUAAUUCUCUUUUUGUCUGUGCCUCAGUGUACAAAGCAAAGUCUAUAACGGCAGUCUUGCGUGCAGUUGGUGUGAAAGAACUUGACUAGCCCCCAAAGUCCCCAGAAACACGCCAAAAAUCUCGUAGGAAGUCAAAUGAUCCGAUUUUUGUUCCUGGAGGUGCAGUGGCCAUGUGUCCCAAUACCUUUGUCGUCAUAGUGUAGUUACAAAUGCUAACAUAACAACCAGUAAGCAGUCACCACAUUUGGAAAAACUACUCGCUUGCUUGUUUUCUCAUAACUAAAUACAGUGAACCCCCUUUUAUUGCGUAGGAUAUGUUCCAGACCCACCUGCAAUCGGUGAAAAUACGCAACAUAGAGAGACCAUAUACUAUUUUUUAUCAAGUUUUACCCCUCCCACAUGCUUGAAAUUUUUAAAAACUUAUUAAAGUACACUCUAAAAGUAUUCCUUUGUGCCUCUUCUCACUUGCUUCAAGCUGUUUGUCACUCCCAGUGGAAGUAUACUGUAAAACUGACACAUAAGUCAUAUAAUUAGGUCAAACGAAAGCUAGCUUGAUGUUACCAUUAAUAACAUCAAUGCAAAACGCCAUAGGCAGGCUAACAACAAUUUGCAUAGAUGUUACGGUAAUUAUAAACUUUCAUACAACUGCUUCACAAACAGAGGAUGCGACAAUAAUCACAAGUAGAUAUUCUAUCUGCACUGUGAGAACAAAAAUUACUAGAGUUUAGUUGUGGGCCUUCUCUUCCUCCUCUAUAUUUUGCUCUUAAUUAUGCUGCAUCUCUUUAAGUAGACAUAAGUGCUGCCCGGCGCGUCGCGGCACAAGGUGGUACUACACUGAAAGCACGCAACUCUAAAUUUGGACUUGCCUGUACACUUUAAAGACCCAUAACAAAUAUUUUCUUAAAAAUCUGGGAUAUAGUUGAGAGCGUGAACGAUGAAUCCCGACUUACAGUAGUGGGGGUUUACUGUACACACUGUAGAAGUCGUUUGUACUUUUGGGAGAGUAUACAGACAAAAAGCUGCCAAGUCAGGUCAAACCUCGUUCGGCAUUCAAUGUAAAUCAUUUCUUUUUAAUCUAUUUGCUAGAAAACAAGCAUACCAGCAUGGGCCUUCAUAUUUGGGGUUCCAAUUUUGUAUUCUAUGAUGCAACAAGGACUGUUACAUUUGAAAUACAAAGUGUAUUCAUUUGAAAUACAAAGUGUAUUCAUUUGAAAUAUAAAGUGUAUUUUGGCGUUGUAGCACACAAUAGGGCGGUAGGGAUGCAGACUCAUUUGGAGGGCACAAAGACAGGAAACUAUUUCAAGAGCUUGAAUCUUUUGAAAUGGUUUCCCCUCGAGCAGCUGUGAAUGACUGUUUGGUGUAACCUGCUGCUAGAAGGAGGUUACCCUUCAUUUUAUUCCAUGUGUCAUGUAUGAAGGACCUUUUUUUCUAGCAUAUGAAAAAGUUUUGCAGAAAUUUAGUAAGGAGUUUUGGGGCCAUACUAAGGAUGGCGUGAGCUAAUUUGUAAAAAAAAAAAAAAAAAAAAAAAAGUCACCAUGUUAUGAGAGUUAGUAUUUUUUUCCCCUCAGGAAAUACUGUGAAAUAAUUGUUCACACUUCUAGUUAGACGAUCAAACACACACAAAAAAAGGAAUCUUUGUAGUUCUUAAUCAGGAACCAUAGACAAACGCUGCACAAUCACAUUCAACUGUUCAUACAGUGCUGAUGUGCUACAACAGUGACUAUAUUUUGUUAGACUGUACAAAAGUUUAACUUGACAAGCUCCUCAAAAGUCCCAAUCUUAGCAGAUACGCCGUGGACCCCUGCAUACUUGUGCUUCGGCACCCGUGGAUUCACCUAUUCACAGAUAUUUAUUUUCAAUUUGUUUUUUUCAAAAUUGUAAUUUGUCUUUUUUUUUUCCCACUUUUUUGUUUUCUUUUUGUUUAGUUUAUUUAUUUACUUUUUGGGGCGGGUGAAGCCCGAAAAUGCCUAUUCGUGUUUUAUCCCCACGUAUUGAAGAUUUUUGGGGGUUUAAAAAUAUAUUUUUUUAAUUCAAGCCAUUAUAAUGGCCAUCAAUUAUCCACAGACUUUUGCUAUUUGCGGUAGAGCCCGGUCCGGUGCCUAUCCCCUGCAAAUAGCGAGGGUCCACUGUACAUCCUUACAACUAUAAUGCUACAACUUUAGCUUUGUAAUAUUGACAUAUUACUUUUUCUUCAAAAUAUUCCAAAAUUACUCCUGUACAAUUGCAACAAAAGAGUUUUUCGUCAUAAUACUACAACCUUUUUCUUGUUAAAUUUCAACUCGUCUCUGAUAUGACUUAAUCCUCGUAAAUUUGAAAGUCUGUAAUUUUCUCACAAGGUGGACCUGUCCUAUUUUUCUAUUAUGAGGCUAUAUUGAAUGCUUUUUCACACACACUGACACACGCAGUAAGGGAGAGGCAUAGGAAAAGCACCCCAAAGCAACUGCAGGUUCGGCGCUUUGCUCAAGAGCACCUCAGUUGGUACUCUGUCAGCCAUCCAGCAUCUCUCCAGCAACCAGCUCAGCCAACACAUUCCUUAGUUUAAUUUUUGAAUACAUUAUUUUGUUACAUUUUGUGGUCCUGAACCAUAGGCCAGGUCUUACAGAUGACCCACCACCGGCCAAUGUUACAACAUACAAAGCCAGACUGUUACGACUCAAAAUGUCAACUAUGUUGUUACAUUACAACUUUAUUCUCAUGGGAAAUGUGACGUUUCCUCCUAACCUUAUUACUUUACUGUUGUAAAAUGACAGGUUGUAUCUCAUUCUAUGAUGAAAUUAUUCUCCUUAUUAGGGUAAGCGCUAUAAAAAAUAGAAAUGGGUCUUUUAACCAUGCAACUUUUCUUCUAAGCUUGUUCAUUUUUCAGUGUGGCCCUAAAACUCCUUCGUAUGAAUUGAAUUCAGCAGUUAGCAAUGUCCCUGAAGCAUUUUGUGUCUGGGGAAACCCAACAGGAAGUUGACAGCGUUGCAACUAAAAAUAAUAGUGGGUGAGAUAGGUUGAAAGAUUAGCUUUUGACAGUGCACUUAAAAUGUCUACUUGUCUAGAAGAAAUGUGCAAAAUGAAUGUGUUAUCCUGUAGGACUGGGUCACCAUCAAACAGUUUCGUAAAUAGUCUCUUGGACUGUGAUAUAUAAAUAGUGCGUUUGAAGGCUUAUGCAUAUGGGAGUUUUCACAAAAGGGUGCUGGAGGAUCAGUUUGGUCACAUUGGUGGCAGUGAAGGGACAUAUCGUAGAAGAAGGGACUCACGAGUGCGUAGGUGCACUUUAUACAGUAACUCAGUUACUGUUUGAUUCCCUCCUGUUUCGAUCGCACUGUUGGUUUUGCCGAAAAGAACUUGACUUGAACAUAUUGGGCUAAAUUUAGUUCAUGUGUUACCAGUUACAAUGACCUGGAAAGUGUCUUGAGCGUAAACUGAACGAGAUAUAAUGGUGAUAAUGCGCCUUGUUUAGCUGUAGUGGCAGUUGUUGUUGUUGUUGUUGUUUAAUCGACUAUACUGCUCUCUGCUUCAUGAACUGUUGUUGAAGACUAUAUUGAUUUCAAAUGUUAUUGAAUGAAAGUUCUUUGUACGGAGUCCAAUAUAAUCUCGUGUCUGACAGAUGAGGUUAAUUCGAGAAAAAAACUCAAACCACCAUAAGUGCAAUUUAAGAAUAGAAAAAAAAUGUUGUUCCAUGUUUUCCACAUAACAUAUUUGUCUCGUUUGUGAUACAACUUAAAUUGGAGAAGUGAACCCCUCCUUUCUAAACGGAAGAGAUUUAGUUUUACUUGACCAAGUUGACUGAACUGUUUCCUCAAUGAUCAGUCAAAGGGACAGCAUCCUGAAAAAUUUCAGGACCACAUUUUAAUGAUUUCUUUAUGUACUGUAGAGUUACAUACAGUUCCAGGGAGCUAACUAUUCAAAAUAUUACGUUUUGUUUUCACCUCUCUUAACUUUUUCUGCCUUAAUGCAGUGCAUGUUAUUUUUUUCAUAACAUAUUUACUUUUCAGCUUGUUGCUUUCUGACUAUUGUAGACUUUUUCAUUUUUUUUGUGUGUGUUUUUGUGUUUUGAAUUUUUCAUUUUUGUCCACAGAAAAAGUGAACCUUAUUUAGGUAUAUUGAAAUAAUUGGCAGACAUUAAAAAUAAUGGGACUUUUCAUUCCAUGUUGACUUUUAUACUUCCAAAGCCACAUUUCAUUGGUGCAUUUCUUUAAAAACGGCCAAUAAAGUUGUCUUCAUA
Molecule: messenger RNA, 5412 nt
Organism: Phycodurus eques (leafy seadragon)
Lineage: Eukaryota; Metazoa; Chordata; Actinopteri; Syngnathiformes; Syngnathidae
Gene: clic1
Product: chloride intracellular channel 1
Exons: 6
Coding region: 223-951 (242 amino acids)
Source: RefSeq, a predicted model, not a curated record